GGGCAAGAGACUGUCAUUGGCUAGACGGACUUCGGUGCAAAGCCAUGGCCGCAACAGAUGAGACAGGAGAUUUGCGCUUCCGAGGGAAGCAGCCCGGGGAAGCCGCUGACGAUGCUAGUCGUGGAUUUCAGAAGACAGAGUCGGGCUUGCAAUACAAGGUCGUGAAGAGCAAUCCCUCCGGAGAGAGGCCUGGUCCCAACACCACUUGCAAGUGCCAUUACCGUGGCACCUUGGCAGAUGGCACGGAGUUCGACAGCUCGUAUGACAGAGGCCCCAUGCAGUUCAGGCCAGACCAGGUGGUCCCCGGCUGGUCGGAAGCCUUGCAGCUCAUGCGCCAGGGGGAGAGGUGGGAGAUCAUCUUGCCCAGCCACCUUGCCUACGGUGAAAGAGGAGUCGGGCCAAUUCCACCGAACGCCACACUGAACUUCGACUUGGAGCUCUUGGAGGUCGGAGGCGACUCAGGUGGAUCCUUCAUUUCGAUGAUGACCUUGGGAGCCUUGCUGCUGGUGGGUUUGCUGGGCUUCCUCGCCAUUUGGCUCACCGGGAGCAAAGGGCUUCCAGCGGGCCCCGUGCUGCCGCUGGCCAAUGUGCUUCAUGCAAAGGGAAAUCCUCAUGUUUUCCUAGAGGUAGAGGCCGCGGGGCAGGCGCUGGGCCGGAUCGAGAUGGAGCUCUUUCAGGACGUCGCCCCGAUGGCGGUGGAGAACUUCCGCGCGCUUUGUACCGGCGAGAAAGGUGUUGGCCUCGCGAAUUCACCGCGGCAUUUCAAGGGCUCACCCUUUCACAGGAUUAUCCCUGGUUUCAUGGCACAAGGUGGCGACAUCACCCAUGGCAAUGGACGAGGAGGCGAGAGCAUCUAUGGCAAGACCUUCCGUGACGAAUGGGAGCAUGGCAUUGUCCACCAUACCGAGCCGGGCUUGUUGUCGAUGGCCAAUCGCGGCCGCAAUACCAACGGCUCCCAGUUCUUCAUCACUUUGGCUGCAACGCCUUGGCUGAACGGAAAGCAUGUGGUCUUCGGGCGUGUCACGUUCGGUAUGGAUGUUGUUCGAGAGAUGGAGAAGCGCGGCUCGAGGAGCGGGACUCCCAGCGAAGAGAUCAGGAUUGUGCAGAGCGGCGAGCUCGGGCCAGAUGGGAAGAUCUUGGAGCCAAAGGUUGCUUCCACCAAUGAAAGUGGGGAGAGCGGUUGAUGUGCGAG
This is a messenger RNA of Durusdinium trenchii, 1192 nucleotides long. Lineage: Eukaryota; Dinophyceae; Suessiales; Symbiodiniaceae. The record is from the annotation of a GenBank genome assembly.